Messenger RNA from Tinamus guttatus (white-throated tinamou), 1860 nucleotides. RefSeq names its product growth differentiation factor 2 (gene GDF2). The record is from RefSeq and is a predicted model, not a curated record. Gene Ontology annotation, molecular function: growth factor activity; cytokine activity. Lineage: Eukaryota; Metazoa; Chordata; Aves; Tinamiformes; Tinamidae. Gene Ontology annotation, biological process: BMP signaling pathway. Gene Ontology annotation, cellular component: extracellular region.
GUGAAAACAGAAUAAUACUUCACGUCCCUAAGAAAGUUUCUCUGUGUUGGCAAGGAAAUGAUAAAAGAGUGUAAUUAAGCAAUGAUGACCCUACAGUGAAAUGUGGAUUCUUUACAAUAUACAGUGUCCUUCCCACCAGCAUAUGUGUUUGUCAGAUGUUUAUAGAAUCUUCAUUAACUAAGAGCUUUGCUAGAUAACAGAAGCUAAAGCAUGGCAUCAAUGACUCAGAUAAGGGCAAGUGUACAACCAAUCUGCUUGACAACUGACAAGAGGCUGGGGUUUGAAGCGGACUGCAAAAGGACUCAAGAAAGUGAUCUGCAAAGGGCAUCCCCAUUCCCAGUGUCUGCCGUCCAUCUAGUUUCCUCUGCCUGUAAUGAAACAGGAGUUUUCAUCAUUUAAAAUACAACUGUCCUCUUGUCUCUUCAUCAGAAAGUAAAUAUAGAAGAAAUGCACUAUUUUGGGGUACUAGCUGCAUUGUCUGUUUUCAAUAUAAUUGCCUGUUUGACAAGAGGCAAGCCUCUGAAAGACUGGGACAAGCCACCAGCUCUGGGAAAAUCCGAUGCACCCUUUCGUGAUCCUGGGCAAGUGGAAGACGAGACCCACGUCGACUUUAAAGCUUUCCUGGAGAAUAUGAAGAUGGAUUUACUAAGGAGUUUGAAUUUAUCAAAGGUCCCCUCACAAGAGAAGACCAAAGAAGAACCACCACAGUUCAUGAUUGAUUUAUAUAACAGAUAUGCUGCAGACAAGUCCUCCAUCCCUGCAUCCAACAUUGUGAGGAGCUUCAGUACUGAAGAUGUUGUUACUUUAGCAACACCAGAAGAAAAUCCAUUGCAGAAACACAUCUUGCUCUUCAACAUCUCUAUUCCACGAUAUGAGGAAAUCACCAGAGCUGAAUUGAGAAUUUAUAUCUCCUGUCACAGGGAAGUUGGGUCUCUCUCUAGACUGGAAGGCAACAUGGUCAUUUAUGAUGUUCUAGACGGAGACCACUGGGAAAAUCAAGAAAGCACCAAAUCUUUCCUUGUCUCCCAUGAUAUCCAGGAGUGUGGCUGGGAGAUGUUUGAAGUGUCCAGUGCUGUGAAAAGGUGGGUCAGGACAGACAAACAGAAGACUAAAAACAAGCUGGAGGUUGUUAUAGAAAGUAAAGCUCUGGGUGGUUUCACAUGCGGGAAGCCAGACAUCAGUGUCACUCCAGACACUAAAAAUCUGCCGCUGUUAAUAGUGUUCUCCAAUGAUCGCAGCAAUGGGACAAAAGAGACCAAAGUGGAGCUCCGGGAGAUGAUUGCUCAUGAACAAGGCAGCGUGCUAAGGAAGUUAGCGAAGAACAACACCCUGCCUCAAGAGGAAGAUGAGAGGGAGGUAAAGGCCAUUGCCAAGCCCCACCACCAUUCCUCCAGAAGCAAAAGAAGUACCAGACCCAACCACUGCCGAAGAACUUCCCUCCACGUGAACUUUGAGGAGAUCGGCUGGGAUUCCUGGAUCAUUGCGCCCAAAGAUUAUGAGGCUUUUGAGUGUAAAGGAGGCUGCUUCUUCCCUCUGACAGAUAACGUUACCCCAACAAAACAUGCUAUCGUCCAAACUCUGGUGCACCUCCAAAACCCAAAGAAAGCUUCCAAGGCCUGCUGUGUUCCAACCAAACUGGAUUCAAUCUCCAUUCUUUAUAAGGAUGAUGCUGGUGUGCCCACUUUGAUAUAUAACUAUGAAGGGAUGAAAGUGGCAGAAUGUGGUUGCAGGUAGUACCCAAGGCAGCAUCCCAGAGAGCAAGAACAGACCGUUUUCUGCGCUGUGUAAAUCUGUACAUUAGUGAUGUAAAUGAAAAUUCUUGCAAACAAGCUUUGGGGCAGGGCAGGAGGCUGGUGGUGG